UCUUGGAAUCCUCCUCAGGCUGGGUCUCUUCCGGUGUGCACGCUCGACCGGCCCCGCCAGCAUCCGUUUUCCCUGCAUCUUGCUGGUGCGGAGCCAUCCACCGGGAGGACGCCGACGCCGAGGAGACCAGGCCACAAUGGAACCAUUGACCUUCAAGGAUGUGGCCAUUGACUUUUCAGGAGAGGAGUGGGAAUGUCUGAACUGUGAGCAGCAGACUCUGUAUAAGGAUGUGAUGUUAGAAAACUAUAGGAACCUGGUCUUCUUGGGUCUCGUUGUAUCUAAGCCAUACCUGGUUACCUGUCUGGAGCAAAGGAAAGAACCCUGGAAUAUAAAAAGGCAAAAGACAAUGGUCUUGUUCCCAGCUGUGUUUCCUCACCAUAGCCAAGACUUUUCACCAGAGCAGAGCAUAAAAUAUUCAUUCCAGGAUCUGAUCAGUGGAAGUCAUGGAAAUUGCGGUUUUGACAGUUUGUACUUCAGAGAAGAAAGGGAAAUUGUAGGGGAGAGUGAAGUUCAGAAAACCUAUUAUAAUGGACAUAACCACUUUGUGACAGCUGGUAAUAGCAAAAGCUUUCCUCCCAGUAGAGGUCAAGACCAUGAAAUGGCUCAAGAAAACCCUCAGGUUAUGCCAAUCAGUUGUGAGGAGCCGUGCACUUCUGUCAGUAAACAUCAGAGUCAGUUUUUGAAACUUGCCUCUUCUUUCAAAGAUAAUUUGAUAAAUACACAAAGGGGUCUAGUCCAUUCUUCAGUUAAUGACUUCAACAAUUUAAAAUGUAGUUUUGGUUUAAGCUUUCAUUCAAACGUUUUUGUAGAUGGAGAACUGAAAAAUGAAGAAAAAGUUUCCAAAUAUAAUCAAUUUGAAAGCUCCUUUAUGAAAAAUUCAUUAGUAUAUAAUCAACAAAUUCCAUGUGCCAAACCACAAAACUUACAUAAAUAUGGCAGGUUCUUUACACAUCCAGUAUCACCUAACCAAAAUUCAAACACAGAUAUUUUGGAAAUUCAGUAUAUAUGUAAAGAAAACAGGAAAGCCUUUGCUGAGGAAUCUACCAUAAAUACUCACCAAGGCACCUGUAUUAGAGAGAGAGUGUAUCAGUGUAAUGAAAAUAACAGUGACUUAAGCCAUGAGUCAGAUCCUGCUAAUCAUCAGUCUGCUCACUUUCCAAAGAACCUGUACAAAUGUUACAAAUGUGACACAGUCUUUAAUCAAUACUCAGAACUUAUUAUCCACCAGUAUAUCCAUAUUCAAGAUCAAAUUUCCAAGAAUAUGGAUUGCAACACAGCUUUCAAUCAGACUUCAAGCCGUACUAGAAAUCAUGCUGGAGAAAAACCCUACAAGUGUAAGGAAUGUGGCAAAGCCUUUACCUAUUGUUCAAGUCUUAGGCAACAUCAUAGGAUUCAUUCUGGGGUCAAGCACCACAAAUGUAAAGACUGUGGCAAAGCCUUCUAUCAUAAAUCCCUCCUUACUCAGCACCAGAGCAUUCAUGCUGGGAAGAAGCCCUACUGCUGUAAAUUUUGCGGCAAAGCUUUUAAUCAAAGAUCAACUGUUACUCAGCACCAGAGAAUUCAUACGGGAGAGAGGCCCUACCAUUGUAAAGACUGUGGCAAAUCUUUUCAUCAAAGAUCAAGCCUUAGCCUACACCAGAGAGUUCAUACUGGUGAAAAGCCCUACAAAUGCAAAGAAUGUGGCAAAGCCUUUAACCGUAACUCACUCCUUACUCAACACCAGAGAAUUCAUACUGGAGAGAGACCCUACCAUUGUAAAGACUGUGGUAAAGCUUUUAAUAAAAAAUCAAGCCUUACUCAGCACCAGAGAAUUCAUACUGGAGAGAAGCCAUAUUCUUGUAAAGAUUGUGGCAAAGCUUUUAAUCAAAGAUCAAGCCUCAGUUUACACCAGAGAGGUCACACUGGAGAGAAACCCAAUAAAUGUAAUGAAUGUGGCAAAGCCUUCAAUCGUGUUUUUUUCCUUACUCAACACCAGAAAAUUCAUACUGGAGAGAAGGCUUACCACUGUAAAGACUGUGGCAAAGCUUUUAAGCAGAGGUCAAGCCUUACUCAACACCAGAGAGUUCAUACUGGAGAUAAGCCUUAUCAUUGUAAGCAUUGUAGCAAGGCUUUUACUCAGAGAUCAAGCUUUACUCGACACCAGAGAAUUCAUACUGGAGAGAAGCCCUACAAGUGUCAAGAUUGUGACAAAGCUUUCAGCCGCAAUUUGCUUCUCAUUCAACACCAGAGAAUUCAUACAGGAGAGAAACCUUACCACUGUGAAGACUGUGGUAGAGCAUUUAAUCAGCGGUCAAGCCUCACUCAGCAUCAGAGAGUCCAUACUGGGGACAAGCCCUUUUGUUGUAAAGACUGUGGCAAGGCUUUUACUCAGAGAUCAAGCUUUAACCGGCACCAAAGAAUUCAUACAGGAGAGAAGUUGUACAAAUGUAAGGAAUGUGACGGCACCUUUAAAAGCAGUUCGCACCUUGCUGAACACCAGUGCACCUCAUUAGGUAGCUGCUUCCAAGACACAAAAUUCCUCCAGUAUAUGUGAGUUUAUGCUGUUCAAGCCAGCUGGCAAACACAGAUGGAUUGAUUUUAGAAAACAUGGGAUAUGUUCGAUUAUAUAAGAGAUAAUUAUUUCUGUUGCAGUACCUUCCUGGAUUUCAGAAUCACAUUCUGGUUUAAUUGAAUAAUAUUUUUCUUUCUUGUCAUUUUGUCAGUUGGUUCUUUGUUAAUAGUUGCAUUCUCAAAUGUAUUCCCCAAACAUUGUCCAGAUUGUAUACAUGAAGAAAACAUACACCUUGUACAGUGUAUAAAUAAAAGUGCACCCCAGGCUUCACACUAGAGUAGUCUAUGGCAGGUAUCAUUCAGAGCCCUGCUAUGACUUAGAGUCCCACUACUAAUUUGUAUAGCAUAGAGCUUGGUUGUCCCCUCCAAAAACAUGUAGAAUUUGUGUUUACUGUCUCUUCUUUAGCACAGAUAAGAUGAGAUUUUUAUGACAAUAACUUCAAUAAGCAGCUUUAACUCCACAUUUUUUUUUCCUUCAGUCAUGAAACGUAGAGCCCAGAUAGCAAAAAGGAAAUAAAAACUUCAAGUGUA
Meriones unguiculatus (Mongolian gerbil) is the source of this 3081-nucleotide messenger RNA. RefSeq names its product zinc finger protein ZFP2-like. Lineage: Eukaryota; Metazoa; Chordata; Mammalia; Rodentia; Muridae. Gene Ontology annotation, biological process: regulation of cytokine production; regulation of immune system process; negative regulation of transcription by RNA polymerase II. The transcript has 4 exons. Bases 137 to 2533 code for a protein of 798 amino acids. The record is from RefSeq and is a predicted model, not a curated record.